Gamsiella multidivaricata is the source of this 3098-nucleotide messenger RNA. RefSeq names its product calcium-activated chloride channel-domain-containing protein. The coding region runs from base 182 to 3028 and encodes 948 amino acids. Lineage: Eukaryota; Fungi; Mortierellomycota; Mortierellomycetes; Mortierellales; Mortierellaceae. Gene Ontology annotation, molecular function: chloride channel activity; protein dimerization activity. The record is from RefSeq and is a predicted model, not a curated record. Gene Ontology annotation, biological process: chloride transmembrane transport. Gene Ontology annotation, cellular component: cortical endoplasmic reticulum. The transcript is spliced from 7 exons.
ACUAGUGUUCCUGAACGGGAGAGAAACCUGACAAAUCUCAAGGGUGAAACUAACACCUGUUAUUCUUACGUUUUUUUCCCUCUAUUCGCACGGUUCUUCUGGUUUGUCCGCUGGUUAAACAGGUGAACAUCAGGGCGCUGAUGCGUUAGCCAACAUCGUUUACGAGACCCAGGCCUUUGACAUGAUCUUCAAAUACCCAAUCCCUGAACACCUCCGCAAGGUGUCAGACGUGCCUCCCGCCGUCGGUCUUGGACCAAGUCUUUCGGACAUUGAGAUUGAUUCUACGAGCAGCGAUGCAGUGGCCCGCAAGGAAGAGAGGCUGGAGAAGCAGCGCCAGCUUCUCAACCAACAGGAAAAGGAACGACUUGCGGCAUUGGAACGGGAGAAAGACGUAGAGGCUGCACCAAUGGACUCAAAGAUCGCAAAGGCUGAGGAACUGGAGCGCCUUCAAAUUCGGUUCAAGAAGGCAAUGCUGCGGGAGAGUCUGGUCAUUGAGGAGGAGCCCAAUAUCGAUGGCGACGAGAUGUAUAUGAAGGUGUACGCGCCCUUCUGGAGAUUGUGUAUUGAGGCCCAAAGGUUGCGAUACAAGGUCGAGCUCACGCAUAUCCCAACGGAGAAGGAAAAGGCUGCUUCUGAUGCUGCCGUGUCCAACGCUGAGGGUCGGGGAGCCUGGGCCCGUCGUUUCUGGCAACUGAUUCAGCGAUUCGACCAUGUAUCGUUGCCACUUCGCGCCGAGUCGCUACUGUUCAAGGCGAGCAAGCUGAGACAGUACGCUUUGGCAGAGAAGAGCCGUAAGUGGAGUGAUAUUGUCCGUCAUGGCGGAGGAAUCCAGCCCGAUGGAUCGGGUGUGGGGUCCAAUAUGGGCACUGACGGCAAGGACGGAUUCUUCGGUACUGCCCGACGCGGCAAUUUGACGGAGAGCAUUGUUAUCCGCAGUAAGAUUAGGACCAAGCGAGGCGAUCGCUAUGCCCUCAGAACUGUAGUGGAUAAGAAGGCUAUCACGGACAUGUUCACUCUCCAUGACGGCUCCUACAAGUCCAAGGUCAAACCGAUUCCCAACAGACGCACACUUCUCUUCAAUGAAUGGAUCAGGAUACGUCGCCCACAACCGCUGGAGGAGAUCCGAUUCUACUAUGGCGAAAAGAUUGCGCUUUAUUUUGCCUGGAUCGACUUUUACACUAAAUGGCUAGUCUCUGCUGCAAUUGUCGGAUUCGUGUUCUUGAUCUUCGGAUUGAUCAACUACUUUUAUUUGAAGGGGGAUGCCUUUUUGCCCAACAACGAAGUGGGUGCACAGUUGGUGGACAUUUUCGACAAUGCGCUCACACUGCCCUUUACGCUGUUCAUGGCGGUCUGGUCGUCGCUGUUUGUUGAGUACUGGAAGCGAAAGAGCAAUGUGCUCGCGUACCAGUGGAACACCCUGGACUUUGAAAGACAUGAGAGAGCACGGCCGGAGUUCAAGCCGACAGGAACGAGGAUUUCGCCUGUGACAGGGAAGAUGGAGCUGUAUUAUCCGCGGUACAAGCAGCUCAUUUCGAUUAUAAUCAGCAUCUUAGUCGUCUUGAUCUCUAUUGCUAUUGUCAUCGUAUCUGUGGGAUCGCUGAUCCUCCUCAACGUUUGGCUAAAGAACGGACAUGGUCACCUUAAUUCAUAUGUUGUCACUGUCAUUACCGCUAUCUUGAACUUGGUCGUUAUCAUGAUCCUUGGCACGGUCUAUUCAAGGAUUGCAAAGAUACUUACGGACAAUGAGAACCACCGACGAUUGACCCAAUACGAAGAUGCGCUGAUCGUCAAGCGCUUCCUAUUUGAUUUCGUCAACUUUUACUCUGCUCUGGUCUACAUUGCCUAUUUCAAAGACAACAUUGGCAGUACUCUGAUCAACAAAGAGGAGUUUCAUGAUCGAUGUCCAAAUGACUCCUGCAUGGGUGAGCUGACUAUUCAACUGGCGAUUGUCUUUGUUGGUAAGCAAUUCCUGAACCAAUUCCAGGAACUAGCUGUCCCACAGGCCAAGAAGUGGUGGAACCUCAAGAAUGAACUGGCGGAAAAGACAGUGCUCAAGGGCAAGUACAAGGACAAGAAGAACAUGGUGAAACCGCCUCAGUGGGCCAAGGACGACACGUUACCCAACUACGACCCCAGCAUGUUUGAGGAAUAUCGCGAGCUGGUGAUUCAGUUUGGGUUCUGUACACUUUUUGUUACCGCCUUUCCGAUCGCGCCCAUCUUUGCGCUGCUGAACAACGUGCUGGAGAGACGUGUGGAUGCGUACAAGCUGUUGACGCAGCAUCGUCGGCCCAUUGCACAACAUACUCAGGAUAUCGGAAGCUGGAGCAUCAUUCUUAUGCUGCUGACGCACGUCUCGGUGCUGACGAAUGCCCUCCUGAUUGCGUUCCGGUCGAAAUGGAUGGAGAACAAUGUUUUCAUGAAGUUGCCAUGGGUCGCGCAGUCCGGAGACAACAUGUACGCGCUUUUGGCCGUCCGUCUGCUGUUUAUUUUCAUUUUUGAGCACCUGGUGUUCAUUUUCAAAGUGGGAAUCGCCAACUUGGUCCGCGACCAGCCACGCACGGUCAAACUGGCAAUUGAACGCGAGAACUACUACGCGAGGCUUGCGCUGGAUGAUGAGGAGCCUGCAAUGGAUGAGGUGCUCGAAGAUCAUGACACGGACACGGACGAGUCGGAAGACGAGGACAUUUACGAUCUCCAUAAGAAACUACUGGAUGACAACUAUACCAACUACGAGGAGAAGGAUGGUAUUCCUGGCGGCGGCUCGACUUCGCCUUCGGGCGAUGGCAACGACCGUCUGGGGGAUCCUGCAGCCGAUGACGAGGAAGACGAGGAGGAGUUGGAGGCGCUGAUCAAGGCAGGCGGAUGUGGAUGUGCGGCGCAUGGCGACGGCAAUGUAGGAACCGCUAAGAGUGGAUUUGAGGGCACAUGGAUGAGUCGAUUCAAACCCGAUGCGCAGGCGGCGCUUAGACGGCGACAGCAGAGACGCAAGAGGAAGCAGAACGCGAAGAAAGCGGUGGACGAGAUCUAGUGCAUCCGAAUGCCGACCCCAUUUCUGAUUAAUAAUAAACAGCUACAGAACAAUAGACAACUUACGAAAC